UGGCGCGUCAAUCCUUAAAUCUGAAACCACAUGGUAGUCGAUACUCGACAUUCGAAACACAUAGACUGCUGUUACCGUGUACAAUUUGGUGCAGUUUACUAUUGAUUGUAGGUUAGAAGUUUAUUUGAUUUUCCAUCAAUUUCAAUUAAAUUAAAUAACAUGCCUGCAGGAGUCGGUUCUUCAGUCCUUCAGAGGGUUACGAAACCCAAAACCCAUAAAGGAAAGAAGGUUCUUCUAGAUAGAGAACCCAAAGUUAUUGAAAAUACAAAACAAAUAUUUUUCGUUAAAGGUGCCAAAACUACUCCAGAGUUGCAAGAAUGUUUAAAAGAUAUUUACACAUUAAAAAAACCAGAUGCCAAAAUUUUACGAAAUCGCAAUCAUAUAACACCGUUUGAAGAUGCUACACCUUUAGAAGGUUUUGGAAAAAAGUUCAAUGCAAAUCAUUUCAUGAUGAUAAGCAACAACAAAAAGAGGCCUAAUAACCUUGUUAUAGGUCGAUUAUUUGAACACACAUUGAUGGAUAUGGUUGAAUUUGGAGUAGAAAAUUAUAUGAGUUUAAAUAGUUUUAAAAAUGAAAAAAUUGCUACUGGGAUCAAACCAAUGCUUGUUUUUCAAGGAGAGUUAUUUGAAAAUAAUUCAGAGUUUGGACGAAUUAAAAAUUUACUUGUAGAUAUGUUUCACAGAGAAGAUGUUGAACAAAUAAGGCUACAAGGUCUGGAACAUGUAUUAAGUUUUACAGCUCAUGACAACUGUAUACUUUUCAGAAGUUACAAGACAUUGCUAAAAAAGUCUGGAACCAGAAUCCCACGAAUUGAAUUACAAGAAAUAGGACCAAGAAUGGACUUGAGAAUCAGGAGAAUUAAACUUGCUACAGAUGAUCUUUUCAAACAAGCUUGUAAAAAACCCAAAGUUCUUAAGGAAAAGAAAAAGAAGAAUAUUACUGAAGAUACUUUUGGCAGUACACUAGCAAGAGUACAUUUGGGAGUUCAGAAACUAGACACAAUUCAAACUAGAAAAAUGAAAGGUUUGAAAAAAACUAAAGCAGAAAAGAAAAGGAAGGCUGCUGAAGACUUAGAUAACAGUCCAAAAAAGGCUAAAGUUAGCAAUGUAACUACUACUGAAGCGUAAUUCAUAAAAUUACUAUGUAUAAAUAAUAAAUGUUUGUAUUUACAUAACAGAAAAAAAAUAUUAUAAUUUAAUAUCAUUUUUAUGACUUUAAUACUUUAACAACAAAAAAAUUAUUUUUUUAAGUAUUUCAUUCUUACUUUGCAGAGAUUUGACUUUAGUGUGCUUAUGUUUUUAGGCUCGUGGUUCACUCCAUGCUCAAGUCAAAAUUUAGUUUACUUUUUAAUUUUAUGGGAUAUUGAUCAUUACAAUUUUUCAAACUUGGUAAAGAAAUAAAUACAACUGAAUACCGACGGAAUUUUUUAUUUAUUAAAUGAAAUCACAAUGCCCGCGCAAAAUCAGUUUUGCGUAUCACGUAUAUUAAGUCUUGGAAUGGUCUUAACUUUUUAUUAUUCCUUUUUUCGCGUAUUUUUAUGUUAAAUGCUUAUUGUAACAUGAUUCAUUUUUACUAGCCAAAUUGUUAUACUAUUGUUACAUUUAUACUGUUCUAUCAUUGCUCGCGGUAAUAAAUUAAUACAUUUCAUGUAAAACAAGGCAAUGAAUUCUCAUGGCACAUAAAUAUGCAGAUUCCAAAAAAUGUUACCAGUUACAGUUGCUGUAUAUAAGUUAUAGAACAGUUUCCUCACAUACUUGGAGUAUCUUUU
Messenger RNA from Trichogramma pretiosum, 1769 nucleotides. RefSeq names its product ribosome production factor 2 homolog (gene Non3). Gene Ontology annotation, molecular function: rRNA binding. Gene Ontology annotation, biological process: maturation of LSU-rRNA from tricistronic rRNA transcript (SSU-rRNA, 5.8S rRNA, LSU-rRNA); ribosomal large subunit assembly. The coding region runs from base 160 to 1128 and encodes 322 amino acids. Lineage: Eukaryota; Metazoa; Arthropoda; Insecta; Hymenoptera; Trichogrammatidae. The transcript is spliced from 5 exons. The record is from RefSeq and is a predicted model, not a curated record. Gene Ontology annotation, cellular component: nucleolus.